This is a messenger RNA of Vitrella brassicaformis, 1927 nucleotides long. The record is from the annotation of a GenBank genome assembly. Lineage: Eukaryota; Vitrellaceae.
GAGGCCCGACAGGCGCGCGAGGCUGCCACUGCGGCUCGACCACGCCGGGCAAGCAGCCGCCGACCCGCUACGGCAUUUCGCGCGCCAUUGACCAGGCCAAUGUGGAGAUCGCCAUUCGCAAGGACGGCCUGAUCCGGCCCAAUAUGGCUGUCGACGAGAGGAGGGCAGAGGCGAUGGGGACGAGCCAGGCGACGACAUGCUGCCGGCCCAGCUGCAACUUCACGGCAUCCUUUCAGUCCACCGACCCCCCCAGCCCAUCGCACACUGCACCGCCCGUCCGCGGUAGCACCAUGCACACCAGCACCCAGCAGUCCACUAAGACGACAGGCCGCAUCGGCAGCGGCAUGACCAUCAUGGAAGGCACGCUGGUCGGCGUGCGCUCGAGCAAGGGCGGCGUGGACGACGCCUUCAGUCACGUGUCCAACAGCAUCAUGGCCUCAGCAGAGGAGCACAGCCCUCCCCGAAGGCAGCAGCACAAGCCCACAGCCACCUGCUACACCAUCGGACCCCAGAUGGCCGGCUGCCACGGUCUGCUGCCCACUCGUAUUCGCCACCCGUUUCCCCAGCAGCAGGUCCACCUGCCCUAUGUGCCCGGGCAGCAGCAGAUGCAGGAGGGCUAUGGGAUGCAGGAGGGGUAUCACGUCGGGGCUGCUGAUGCUGCAGCGGUCCGAUGACGCCAAGAGGGAGCUUGAAGGCACGGUGCUAUCCCCAGCCAGCCAGCGGCAUCCCCCCUCCACCGAGGGCUGAUGUCGCCAGGCCCCAGUUCACCCUCAGCCGCCUCGGUCGCAUCCAUGGGGUCUGGCAGCGUGUCAGGGCGUCUUGGGCGGAAGGGAGGGCCUUCAGAGUGUGUGCUGACGUGUCUCGAGUGGGCCAUCCGGCACCCGCCGAUCUACGACCUCACGUCGCUGCGGCAGCUGCACCGCCUACUCACCUUCAACACCCUCCACCGCAAGCUCUAUGGCCGCACCUCACUCUGGCCCCACUGCCCCUGCAGCUGUACCCCAGGCGCCCGGGUUACCCAUCCUUCCCACACCCAUUCGCUCGCCGGCCACCAGAGGAGGGGGAGGAGGAAGGCGACGUCGACGUCGACACACUGGACCGAGUCGACGUGAGGCGUGAUCUGGGGGACAGGGCUUUGCCCAUCGCGGCUUCACGGUCGCUGCCGCGGACGAUCAUCUACCUGUAUCCGUCAGUGCACCCGAGCAAGCUGCCCAGAUUCCCGCCCCGACUCCGGUCGCUGCUAAGCCGGGAGAUGGUUGAGCAGGUGGAGGGUGAGGGCGAGGAGAUGGCGCCGUCACAGGCUGGCGAGGAGGAAACCAAGACACCAUCAGCGGCGGAAUCGACACAAGGUGCGGCUGGACACACCACUAAUGCGAUCAAUCAACAUGUGACACGUGGUUCUGUUUUGUUCAUUCAGCUGCUGUUGCGGAUUCGUCAUCACAGCCGUCUGAGGCACUCGCCAAGACACCAAUCGGCGCCCGGACGCCCAUCCUCGAGAAGAGCCUCACCCCAUCAGCAUCCUCAGACAACCUCACCAUCCAGGCGACGACAGCCACGUCAGGCUCGCCCACCAGACGGACAAGACCUCUCGGCGUCGUGCCGAUCGAGAGGCCCACCACACCUUCACCAUCCGCCAAGCCCAUGACGGCCGACGAUGAAGGCGAGAGCGGAAAUACCCUGGCAGUGGGGUGUAUGGGCAUGGUGGCGGAGGGGGGAUGGAGCAGCCGGUGCCAUAUGCGGGGCCGCCAAUGGGACUGGAGCACACCAGCAUUCAUCGAGCCUUUCGCACAACAUCUGAGGGUAAGCAGGGCUUGGGAGGGAGGGAGGGAGGGUGGCCAUUCGUCCAUCAGCCAGUCAAUGGCCCUCCUCCCCCCGUCUCCCUCUCUCUUUCUCUCUUUCUCUGUGUGUGUGUGUCGGUCAGAUGUGA